AUGGCUUCUGGACACAAUGAUCCAAAGCUGCUGUAUGCCAUCAAUGGCGUAAAGGCAUACCAUAUCGCCAAUGGCAAGGAGCAGCCCCUCACGCCAACGGGCCCGCAGACAUUGUCGCUGCUGAUGGUUCCUACGAGCUCUGUUUUCGCCGACCCGUCCAUCGACCCGGAGACGUCAAACGCCGAGCAGGACUUCUACCUCCAUCUUCACCUGCCCCCUGAGCUCGAUCUCCCACUGCCAGCCACCACGCAAAUCUACCAUCAGCCGCCAACCAGUUACCUGAUUCCGCGGUGGGAUUUGGGGCCGGACAGCGGCGCAUUCACCAGGAUUGAGUUUCCCUCGGUACAAAGCCGAAAGGGGAUCCAGGAGGACGUCGACACAUUCGAGACCAUUUUGGCGCAAUGCACCGCUUUCCUCGAGAGGGCCCCGCCCCCAAAAAUUCAUGGAAAAAGCGAGAAGCAGUGGUGGGAGGACACCGACCAGAAGGUCAGCAGCGGGGGUACUGGCUCCAAGGCGGCUGUCGCCACAGGCGAACAGUUGCCCGCGUAUAACCCAGCAGACUUCAAACCUGGCGAGGCUUAUGCGCGUGGAAGCCCCUCCAACACCGCUCACGCGCCAGGACAGAUCGUUUUGGUUGAUGAAGAGGACGGCAGCGUGAUUGGCGAGCUUGCCGAGAACUUCCAGGUUGUUGAGCACAGUUCCCUGAAACCUGGAUCGAAAGAUCCGGUCGAGAUCACGCUCCCUGCCGAUGGUGGUUCGAAUGUUCAGGUGGCACCUAUCUCCCCUGAGCUGUGGGAUGCAGAGCUGCAUCCAGCCUACAAGAAUUCCUUCCUUGUCUCGAACGCGCACGCUGCCUCACGGCUCAUCAUCACUGGCUCCGACAUGGUUGCCAAACUUCUCCAAGGCCAGGCCGACAAUUACACCAAGCGAUCCGAGCCUGCUGCGAAGCCCAUGACCUUCAAGCCGACCACCAAGGAGCACAUCCGUCGCAUCGGCACCUUUACUGGCGGUGCGGCCACUCUGUCGGCCAAAACGGUAGGCCAGAUUGGCAAAGUUGCACAGAACCUCGGAGCGACGCUCGGUGGACAUGGCAAGAAGGCGACCACUGGUCACAAGGGGUAUGGACCGGACGGCAAACCGCUUGACACAUAUAAGCCAGGCAUCCUGAACAAGAGCAUGAUGGCUUUUUCCACUGUAAUGGACGGUGUAGAGCAGGCCGGACGUCACUUGCUUGCGUCGACGUCAGAUGCCGCCACAACUGUCGUUCAGCACAAGUGGGGACCCGAGGCAGGAGAGGUGAGCAGGUCGAUUGGUGGUGGCGUCAAGAAUGUCGGACUGGUCUACAUUGAUGUAACGGGCGUCUCGCGCAGGGCCCUGAUCAAGAGCGUGGCCAAGGGGAUGGUUGUGGGCAAGACAUCGAAGGGCGAGUCUAUCGUUGUGGGCGGGGGCGAUGGCGGUGCAGCUGUUAUUGAUAAUGACGGAGGAAAGUCGUCGGUUGACACACAGUCGCUGAGCGGAAUGACAGUUGCGGAGGGGAAGCAACCAGCGAAUGGCAACGGCAACGGAGAUAUCUAUAAGUAG
Podospora anserina S mat+ is the source of this 1581-nucleotide messenger RNA. RefSeq lists its product as uncharacterized. Lineage: Eukaryota; Fungi; Ascomycota; Sordariomycetes; Sordariales; Podosporaceae. Gene Ontology annotation, cellular component: plasma membrane. The transcript is spliced from 3 exons. The record is from RefSeq and is a predicted model, not a curated record. Gene Ontology annotation, biological process: cell division. The coding region runs from base 1 to 1581 and encodes 526 amino acids.